CGCCGCCGGCAGCGGCAGCGCCGGCACCGGGGCGGACGGACGGACGGACGCCUGCCUGCCUGCCUGCCUGCCUGCCUGCACCGCGCUCCCGGCUCCGCUGCGCCCCGCUCCCGGCACUCGGCUCCGCUGCGCCCCGCUCCGCCCGGCGGAGGCUCGGCGCCCGGCACGGCGGCGGCAGCGCGGCCCGCAGCCCCGGCCCCAGCCCCGGCCCCAGCCCCGGCCCCGGCGGGCGGCGGGAUGGCCGCCAAGCCGGGCGAGCUGCUGGGCGUCUGCUCCAGCUACCAGGCGGUGAUGCCGCCCUUCGUGUGCGCCGCCGAGGAGUUCCCGCCGCCGGCGCGGCCCGCGCGGGCGCCCCGCGGCAAGGCGCGGCGGCCGCGGCAGUCGCGCUUCAAGACGCAGCCGGUGACUUUCGACGAGAUCCAGGAGGUGGAGGAGGAAGGCGCCUCCCCGACGGAGGAGGAGAAGGCGCGGCGCUCCUUCCUGCAGUCCCUCGAGUGCCUGCGCCGCAGCACCCAGAACCUGGCGCUGCAGCGCGGCCGCCUCGGCAGCUGCCGCCUCCGGCACAGCCUCGACUCCAGCGACUCGGACUCGGCGCUCUGAGCGCGGCCCCCGGGCGGGCGGACCGACCGACCGACCGACGGACAUGGACUCGGCUGCGCGGAGCCGCCCCGGCCCCGAGGGAGCCGGCGCCGCCGCCAGCCAGGUCAGGAUGUUUUCUGAGAAAGCGCUUGUACCUUCGUUCCUAUUCGAGCGUAUGAAACUCUCGGUAUGAAAGACAAAAAAAGAAAAAAAAAAAAAAAACAACAAAAAACUUUUCUAAUCGUUAGAAGAAACGAGCUGUUUUAGAUGCAUUGAGCUGCUGGACUUUAUAUUUAUUUUUGCAUUUAAACUGUUGACUGCAUUAAUUUAAUAUGUUUCUACCUGAAUGUCUGUUGUUAUUUCCAUAAAAGAGAAAUAAAAUCUGAUAUAUUUGCACAGUA
Rhea pennata is the source of this 980-nucleotide messenger RNA. It is a transcript of the gene C5H11orf96, whose product is annotated as chromosome 5 C11orf96 homolog. The transcript has a single exon. Lineage: Eukaryota; Metazoa; Chordata; Aves; Rheiformes; Rheidae. The coding region runs from base 238 to 600 and encodes 120 amino acids. The record is from RefSeq and is a predicted model, not a curated record.